Messenger RNA from Macrosiphum euphorbiae (potato aphid), 1596 nucleotides. The record is from the annotation of a GenBank genome assembly. Lineage: Eukaryota; Metazoa; Arthropoda; Insecta; Hemiptera; Aphididae.
AUGGACCAAGAAAAUAUAAUACACGGACCUGCAAUUCCUGAUUAUUUGUUAAACAGUAAAUCAAAUUUAAGUCAGCUCUUUACUCGAUUACUCAAUGAAAUUGGACAUAAAACUGCGAUGGUUGAUAUUCAUGAUGGGUCUUCAAUCACAUUCAGUAAAAUUUUACACGCAAGUUUCAAUAUAGCAAACUACUUAAAGUAUGAGUUUGGAGUACAAAAAUCUGAUAUUGUUGGAAUAUUUAGUGAAAAUACAAUUUGGUAUCCAUCUCUUGUACUGGCAGUAUGGCAUGUUGGCGGUAUUUGUGCAUUGUUCAAUCCUAUGUAUAAUACUAAGGAAUUAACACAUGUGCUAAAUAUAACUAAACCAAAAAUUAUGAUAACAUCAAAAAUGGGGUUGGAAAUUGUAAGAGAUACUGCCAAACCACUGGAUUUUAUCAAAUAUAUUUGUCCUAUUGAUAUUCUGUGCAAUACUAGAAUAAUUGAAGAAAAUAAUAACUUUGUACCAACUCCAUGCGACAAUAAACAGACCUGUGUGAUAUUAUUUUCUAGUGGAACAACUGGUUUACCUAAGGGAGUAGAGUUGUCACAUAAAUCUCUAUUUCUUAUGGUUUCUAUCUUAAAUUAUAUUGAUAAAUUUACAACUGAAACUGAUACUUUGAUGGGUCUAGUACCUAUGUUCCACGGAUAUGGAUUACUGGUAAUGUGUAUGAGCAUGUCAAUUGGCAGUAAGGUCAUAGUGCUUAAAUAUUUUGAUGAAGAAUUAUUUUUAAAAUCUAUCGAAGUUCAAAAAAUUACAGUUUUAUUUGCUGUACCACCACUGAUGAUAUUUCUGGCUAAACACCCUUUAGUAGACAAAUACAAUUUAUCAUGCUUGAAUGUUGUAUAUUCUGGUGCAGCUCCAUUAUCUUUAGACAUUGAAAAUGAAGUAGUCAAUAGGAUAGGUAAAGGUAAACCAUUAAAAGUAUUACAAGGAUAUGGAAUGACUGAAUUAUCUAUUUUAUCAACAUUUCCUGGACAAAAUGAAGCUGAACAUGUUAGCGGUUCGGUUGGGAAAUUGAUAUGUGGCAUGUCAGGAAAAGUGAUUGAUUUAAAUAAUGGCAAAUCAUUAGGAGUAAAUAAAAGUGGUGAACUGUGUUUCAAAGGGCCCAUGGUCAUGAAUGGUUAUUAUAAGAACCCUGAAGAAACAACAACAACAAUUGAUAGUGAAGGAUGGCUUCAUACAGGGGACGUCGGAUACUUUGAUAAAUAUUAUAAUUUUUAUAUUGUUGAUAGACUCAAAGAACUUAUCAAAUAUAAAGGAUACCAGGUGGCACCUGCAGAAUUAGAAUCACUGUUAUUAACACAUCCCGAAAUUGAAGACGUGGCAGUUACUGGACUUCCAAAUCUGGAAGCUGGAGAACUUCCAAUGGCGUUCGUAGUUAAAGUACCUAAUUCAGCUCUCAAUGAGAAAGAUGUUGUACAAUUUGUUCACAAAAAUGUCUCUGCCCAAAAGCGUCUCAGAGGAGGUGUUCGAUUUGUGAAUAGUAUUCCGAAAAAUCCAAGCGGUAAAAUUUUACGCCGAGUACUUAAAGGCUUAAUUAAUCAAUCAAAAUUAUAA